GCUGAGGCUCCUCGCGGGCCACGCCCCCGGGUCCUCCGGGGUCUUGCGCGCGGGGUGGAGCCUUCCUCGUGACCUUUCACCCCAGCAUGGCUGCGCCCGUGAGACCAGUGAAGUUCUGGCGACCCGGUACAGAGGGACCAGGUGUCAGCAUUUCUGAAGAGAGACAGAGCCUCACUGAAAACUCUGGGACAACCAUCGUUUACAACCCGUAUGCUGCCCUUUCUAUAGAGCAGCAGAGGCAGAAGCUGCCUGUGUUCAAGCUUAGGAAUCAUAUUUUAUACUUGAUAGAAAACUAUCAGACAGUGGUGAUUGUGGGAGAAACAGGAUGUGGGAAGAGCACACAAAUUCCUCAGUACCUUGCAGAAGCUGGCUGGACAGCCGAGGGGAGAGUGGUUGGAGUGACCCAGCCUCGGAGAGUGGCGGCUGUCACGGUUGCAGGCAGAGUAGCUGAGGAAAGGGGUGCAGUGCUGGGCCACGAGGUGGGCUACUGCAUCCGCUUUGAUGACUGCACCGACCCGCUGGCGACAAGAAUUAAGUUUCUUACUGAUGGAAUGCUGGUCAGAGAAAUGAUGGUCGAUCCAUUAUUAACAAAAUAUAGUGUCAUCAUGCUGGAUGAAGCCCAUGAGAGGACCUUGUACACUGACAUUGCCAUUGGCUUGCUAAAAAAGAUUCAGAAAAAGCGAGGAGAUCUUCGCUUAAUUGUGGCUUCAGCCACUCUGGAUGCAGAGAGAUUUCGGGAUUUCUUUAAUCAGAACGAAACCAGCGACCCAGCCAGGGAUACAUGUGUGAUCCUCACAGUGGAAGGGCGAACAUUUCCAGUGGAUAUCUUUUACCUACAAAGUCCUGUUCCAGAUUAUAUCAAAUCAACUGUGGAUACUGUGGUGAAAAUUCACCAGACAGAAGGAGAUGGAGACAUCCUAGCAUUUCUUACUGGCCAGAUGAAAGUGUUUAAAAGAGUGUCACGCAGUGUCAGAAAGGUGAUCGUGGCCACCAAUGUGGCAGAAACCUCCAUCACCAUCAGCGGCAUUGUGUAUGUGAUCGACUGUGGCUUUGUGAAGCUCCGAGCCUACAAUCCCAGGACAGCCAUCGAGUGCUUGGUGGUGGUACCGGUUUCCCAGGCAUCAGCCAACCAGCGGGCUGGACGUGGUGGUCGCAACCGCUCAGGAAAAUGCUACCGCCUUUAUACAGAGGAAGCCUUUGACAAGUUGCCCCAAUCUACUGUUCCCGAGAUGCAGCGUAGCAACUUGGCACCUGUCAUCCUGCAGCUGAAAGCGCUGGGGAUUGACAAUGUCCUCAGGUUCCACUUCAUGUCGCCCCCUCCGGCACAGUCGAUGGUCCAAGCUUUGGAGCUCCUCUAUGCUCUGGGAGUCGGCAUGAGAAUAGCAGAGUUUCCUUUGAAUCCCAUGUUUGCCAAAAUGCUUCUUGAAUCAGGAAAUUUUGGCUGUUCUCAGGAAAUUCUUAGCAUCGCAGCAAUGAUGCAGAUCCAGAAUAUCUUUGUGGUCCCCUCCAAUCAGAAGUCUCAGGCAAUUCGAGUGCACCGGAAGUUUGCUGUGGAGGAGGGCGAUCACCUCACUAUGCUCAAUGUGUACGAAGCGUUUAUUAAACACAAUAAGAACUCUCAGUGGUGUCAGGAACAUUUCCUGAAUUAUAAGGGUCUCGUCAGAGCUGCGACGGUGAGAGAACAGUUGAAAAAGCUUCUUGUCAAGUUUCAAGUGCCCAAGAAGUCUAGUGAAGGUGAUCCAGAUCCGGUCCUGAGGUGCAUUGUUUCGGGAUUCUUUGCAAAUGCAGCGAGAUUUCAUUCUACUGGAGCUUAUAGGACUAUCCGUGACGAUCAUGAACUGCACAUUCACCCCGCGUCGGUCCUCUAUGCAGAGAAGCCUCCUCGCUGGGUUAUCUACAAUGAAGUUAUACAAACCUCCAAGUAUUACAUGAGAGACGUGACUGCCAUCGAGUCUGCUUGGCUGUUGGAGCUGGCUCCACACUUCUACCAGCAAGGAACGCACCUGUCCCUGAAAGCCAAGAGGGCCAAGGUCCAGGACCAGUGAGCAGAGCUCCACUGCACUGCAGAGACUGCUUGGUGUCCUCUCUUCCCUGCCGUUGCCCUGGCCCCAGGGCAAGCAGCACCAGCUCCCAAGGAACCUUCGGCUGCUCUGCAGUAGGCAGCAGCCCUUCACUAGCCCCUCCUUCCCGCCUGUCAGCACUUACACUCCUUCCUGGAUCCUGGAGGAAUGUGUGCAUGGGCAGGCACCUGCUGCACUGCACCCGGGCAGAGCGGGAGUCGGUGGGCUGUGCUCCUUGGCUCGCUCAGCACGCGCACUAACCUGGCAUGCCACUUCCUGUAGGCACACAGUCCUCACCUAGUGUCAGGGGACACGAGGAGCAAAGUUAGCCAGCACUAUGUGAGGUGGCAGAGGGUUUGCACAGCCGUUGGCCAGUAAUGUCUGGUGUGGACAGACGAGUAUCUACGGACAGAUGAGACCUUGGAAACGCUGGGGAUUUCUGCCAGAAUCACCAAGGGCUGUGUGUGGUGGGCACAGGAGCUCCCCAGCAAGAAGCUUGUCUGUCCUCUGCCCAUGUUCCCGUUUGUCUGCGGUCGGGAGGUUGCAAGGGAUUGGUGAUUGAGAGGGGAGGGUUCGUGUGUGCCGAUUUUUGUUGGCCAAGGACUUCCGUGUUUCCCAAGUGGGCUUAGCUCUUAGAGUACAACACCACAGCCUGGUGCCCCGAGCUGAGCACUGGUGCCAGCUCGUCAGCUCAGGCCCCCGGGGGUUCUUCUGCAGCAGAAAUUUACACAGUUUAGAUGCUCUAAACUUCGUAGCUCAGGAACAUAACUGUUGUCUGUUCGUUUUUUCGUUUGUUUGCUUGUCCUUGCAGGAACACACUGGGCGGCUCUCCCAGCAGGCCCUGGUCUCAUAGCCGCCCAAGGCUUCUUUGCUGUGAUGACGUUGCAUUUCUGUAUGUGAUCGAACUGUUCCCCUUACUGUUUCAGUGACAUUUAUCUUAGAAACACGGAGCUUGGAAAUUUAUUUUUGUACUGGUAUUAGUUUGGAUGCACCACUUUUGGCACCAAACAUGUAUGUCAUUUUUAUUUCCAUUUUAUAAACAUGUAAAUAAUAGCAAUAACUUGUUAAUACUAGAAAACCUUUAUACCUAAAGUAAACACAUUCCCUCCCAUC
Tupaia belangeri chinensis (Chinese tree shrew) is the source of this 3173-nucleotide messenger RNA. RefSeq names its product DEAH-box helicase 35 (gene DHX35). The record is from RefSeq and is a predicted model, not a curated record. Gene Ontology annotation, molecular function: helicase activity; RNA binding. Lineage: Eukaryota; Metazoa; Chordata; Mammalia; Scandentia; Tupaiidae. Gene Ontology annotation, cellular component: intracellular anatomical structure; catalytic step 2 spliceosome.